Salvia hispanica is the source of this 2218-nucleotide messenger RNA. Its product is annotated as eukaryotic translation initiation factor SUI1 family protein. Lineage: Eukaryota; Viridiplantae; Streptophyta; Magnoliopsida; Lamiales; Lamiaceae. Gene Ontology annotation, biological process: formation of translation preinitiation complex; translational initiation. The record is from RefSeq and is a predicted model, not a curated record. Gene Ontology annotation, molecular function: translation initiation factor activity.
ACCCUUUCAUCUUUGGGCUGAAAAGAAUCGUAAUCCGAAGCUCGAGGCAGCAAUCGGCAAUCGCUUUUAGACUGAAGUAGAAGAAAAUGUUCAAGAAGGCAGUGGAUGCCAAAUCGCAGCAGCGGCUGUCGGGGGCCGACCGCAAAAAACUCAAACGCACUGUGAGAGAGCGAUUUCCCGCUGUCUCCGAUGCGGAUAUCGAUCUUCUGCUUCCGCCCAAGGCAGAGAUUGUGGUAGCAAAGUAUCCCAACCGAAUUCUUGUAUAUGGCCUAGAAGGUGACUGUCCCUUGUUUUUUGAUGCCGAUGGACGUGGCUCAGAAAUAUUCCCUACGGUUUAUGCUUUGUGGAAGGUUCCAGAUCUUUUGCCUGCUUUCAUGCUCAAAGGGGGUGAGGUUUCUAGAUAUGUGCUUGGUGGGGCUGACUUGAUGUUUCCUGGCAUAUAUAUUCCCCCUGAAGGUCUUCCAUCAUUUUCUGCUGGUGAGCCAUGGGCUGUCAAAGUUCCUGGAAAUCCAGCUGCUAUAGCUGUAGGCAGUACUACCAUGAAUAGCACAGAGGCAUUGAAGGCUGGCUUGCGUGGGAAGGCAUUAAAAAUAUGUCAUUACUACCGUGAUACACUUUGGGAGUUGGCUGAAAAUUGUUGUAUUCCAAAUGCUGGAUUUUUGGAAGAUGUUGUGUUUGAAGACCCUGCUUUAUAUUCUGCUAGCCCGGCUUCUGAGUCAUUUGAAGAUAAUUCCUCAGCUGGCCAUAUGACUGCUAUGACCCAUGAGAGUACAGAAGACGCUAGUCGGGCUGAUGGAGCCGCUCCUAUUUCUGAUUCUGUUCCUGGUACUGAUCACAGUGUGGUCAAUGAAAUUGGUGAACAAGUAAACAGUGCAAUGGCAGAUUUACAGGUUGCAGAAAAUGCAUCAGGCAGUGAUUCUAAUGUGGAUGACCAGCAUCCAUUGUCUGUUGAGGAUGUAGACUCGCUAUUGGACAAGUGCCUCUUGCAAGCCUUACAUACAACCAUCAAAGAUAAAGAUCUUCCUAUGCUAGGAAGUAUAUUAUGGUCGAGUCAUGUGCUACCAUGUAGGCCUUCAGGUGUUACUUUGGACAUCAAGAAGUCUUCUUACAAGAAGUUGUCCAAGUGGCUACAGUCGAAAUCUACUGGUGGAUUGAUUUCUGUGAAAGAGGAUAAGCAUAAAAAAGAGGCAACUCUAGUCUCAGUUAACCGCAAGCACUUGGAAUACACAUCUUUCAAGCCAGAGAAAAAGAAAGUUGAUAACAACGAACAAUCUGCAAAAAACGUCAGUGGUGAAGGACAGUCAGAGAAAACUCUUGAUGUUGUCGAGCUUUAUAAGGCAAGCACACAUGUGAACCCUAUACUUGCUGCUGUUGGAGCAGAAACUGGGAAACUGUAUACUGCUUCAGAAGCUUCUCAAAUUGUCUUUGCUUACAUAGAGAAGGAAAAUCUCGUGAAACAAACAAACAAGGCCAUUGUAGUUUUAGAUGCAACUUUGUGUGAUGCUUUGUUUAAGGGUGCUAUCAAGAAGGGUACAACAUAUCCAACUGAAAUUCAUAAAAAAGAUGUGGGACAAACCUUUAUCAACCGAAUGCAAGCUCAUAUUGGAGUGACAAGGGGAAAUGAUACGGUUGUGAGGAAAGGUGCACUGAAACCUAUCCAGAUAAUUACAGAGCGAAGACAAGGGAACAAAAAGGUUACCAAACUGUCUGGUUUGGAGUCCUUUUUGAUAGAUGCGGAGGCAUUGGCUUCAGAGCUUCAGAAAAAGUUUGCUUGUAGUACAACAGUUUCAGAACUCCCCGGUAAAAAGGGGCUCGAGGUUUUGGUCCAAGGUGGUGUCAUUGAUGAUCUCGGAAGACUUCUUGUUGAACAAUAUGGCGUCCAAAAAAGAUACAUCGAGGUUCUUGACAAGACAAGAAGAUAAGUACUACGGUGUAGUGGCAUGUCCUUUAAGGCUCGAAGGAGCAGUGGUGAUGUGAUGGCACUUCUUGUAUCAGAUGACUUCUCUGCUUAUUUCAAUAAGCACUUGUAGUCAGGAUCUUAUGUCUUGAAUUUCAGAAUGCAAUAUAGUACAAAACAGUUUUGUGUACAGUCACUAGAAUUGUUGUUCUCAAGUCCAAUUUUAUUUGAUGGACAUCGUAAUGGUGUUGUAUCUUUGUUCUUCUUAUGAAUACAUUUAUCAGUCGUGACAAUAAAUCUGAAUCAGAAUUCAGAUGUUAA